AAACAAAACUAGAAAGCUAAAAUAAAGACUUCGCCACGUCAGCAGUCUCCUCCAAAUAUUCGCACUCGCAUCAACUCCAUCAAUCCAUAGUCCAUACACACAGUCGCGCGCACAAUCCAACUGAUCCCGCAACUUCAAUGGCGUUACAUAGAAAAUUUGUGAGCCGAAGCCUCCAACUAGCCGCCAAUACAAAAUGUUUAUAUAAUCUCUCUCGCCGGACUUUGACGUCAUCCUCGCCGGACUUUGAGCUGCCGGCGUUCGGUUAUCAGCCGAAGCCGUACAGUGGACCAUUGGCCGAUGAAGUGCUUGCCAAGCGCCAGAAGUAUCUAGGUUCUUCUCUCUUCUACUACUACAAGAAGCCUCUCAAUAUUGUUGAAGGGAAGAUGCAGUAUUUGUUUGAUGAAAGUGGAAAGCGCUAUCUUGAUGCAUUUGCUGGAAUAGUUACUGUGUCUUGUGGUCAUUGCCACCCUGACAUUGUGGAUGCUAUCACAGAGCAGAACAAGCUGCUUCAACAUGCUACAACCAUAUACCUACAUCAUGCAAUAGCUGAUUUUGCUGAAGCAUUAGCAUCAAAGAUGCCUGGGAACCUGAAGGUUGUAUACUUUGUUAAUUCCGGAACUGAAGCAAACGAAUUAGCGAUGCUGAUGGCACGACUGUACAGUGGAAACCUUGGGAUGGUUGCCCUCCGAAAUGCAUAUCAUGGGGGAAGUGCUGGUACAAUUGGACUGACAGCUUUAAACACAUGGAAGUACCCAAUUCCACAGGGUGAAAUACAUCAUGUAUUAAAUCCCAAUCCCUAUCGCGGAGUUUUUGGCUCAGAUGCUAGUCUUUAUGCUCAGGAUGUACAAGAUCAUAUCGAUCAUGGUACAUCUGGUAAUGUAGCUGGUUUUAUUGCUGAGACGAUUCAGGGAGUUGGAGGAGCAGUUGAACUGGCUCCGGGAUACUUGAAAUUGGUUUAUGACAUUGUACGGAAGGCUGGUGGUCUCUGCAUUGCCGAUGAGGUGCAAACUGGAUUUGGUCGAACAGGAAGUCACUACUGGGGUUUCCAGACCCAAGAUGUAAUUCCAGAUAUAGUUACGAUGGCAAAGGGAAUCGGCAACGGCUUGCCACUUGGAGCUGUUGUCACAACUCCAGAAAUAGCACAUGUAAUGGCUCAAAAAAUACAAUUCAACACUUUUGGUGGAAACCCUGUAUGUUCCACUGGUGGACUUGCAGUGCUAAGAGUUCUUGAUAAGGAGAAGCGUCAAAAGCAUUGUGCAGACAUUGGUUCCCACUUGAUUGGGCGUUUAAGGGAUCUUCAACAAAAACAUGACAUUAUUGGUGAUGUGAGGGGCAGGGGGUUGAUGGUCGGCAUAGAGCUUGUGACAGACAAGAAGGAUAAGACACCUGCCAAGGCUGAAACUGCAGUGUUAUUUGAAAAGCUUAGAGAGCAUGGAGUACUAGUUGGAAAAGGAGGACUGCAUGGUAACGUUUUCAGAAUAAAGCCACCUAUGUGUUUCACAAAAGAAGAUGCAGAUUUUCUUGUUGAUGUACUGGACUAUUCAAUGACAAAGCUGUAAACAUUGAACAAUCAUGUAAUGGUUACCAAGUACAGAACUCCCAAUCCACUGAAAGUUUAAGAGUUAUUCUGCGAAACAUAAUUGGGUACACGAGAAACAACAGCUUUCCUCAUGGUGGUUUUAUUCUGGCUGUGAGAGAUUUUCAAUUAGCAAGAACAGUUUUUAAAACAAAAAAAAUAAAUGGAUUUGGGUGUUCAUGUACACUAGUUGAAAGUCUGUUCACGCAUAUUUACCUAUGAAUGUUAUUUUCAAUUAGCAAGAACAGUUUUUAAAACAAAAAAAAUAAAUGGAUUUGGGUGUUCAUGUA
This is a messenger RNA of Daucus carota subsp. sativus, 1866 nucleotides long. RefSeq names its product alanine--glyoxylate aminotransferase 2 homolog 1, mitochondrial. The transcript has 9 exons. Gene Ontology annotation, biological process: glyoxylate catabolic process. The record is from RefSeq and is a predicted model, not a curated record. Gene Ontology annotation, cellular component: mitochondrion. NCBI's taxonomy places the organism in Eukaryota, Viridiplantae, Streptophyta, Magnoliopsida, Apiales, Apiaceae. Bases 138 to 1559 code for a protein of 473 amino acids. Gene Ontology annotation, molecular function: L-alanine:glyoxylate transaminase activity; pyridoxal phosphate binding.